Poecilia reticulata (guppy) is the source of this 1766-nucleotide messenger RNA. RefSeq names its product POU class 3 homeobox 2a (gene pou3f2a). Gene Ontology annotation, molecular function: RNA polymerase II cis-regulatory region sequence-specific DNA binding; DNA-binding transcription factor activity, RNA polymerase II-specific. The record is from RefSeq and is a predicted model, not a curated record. Lineage: Eukaryota; Metazoa; Chordata; Actinopteri; Cyprinodontiformes; Poeciliidae. Gene Ontology annotation, biological process: regulation of transcription by RNA polymerase II; brain development. Gene Ontology annotation, cellular component: nucleus.
UUUCUCCUUCCACUUUGUUCACCAACGUGCUGCAGGACUGCUCGCAUUGUUGGCCAGACUGAUUGGGGUUUCAGCACAAUCUCCCGUGACCAAUGAGCGGGGUGCUGUCAGGGGUAACCACAUCUGUCAGGCGUUCUCGGCCAAUAAAGAGCGGAGCGAGGCGGACCACAGGUGCGCGCCUCUGCGUCCCCUUGGCACAGCGCCCGGGAGAUGCUGGAGAGAGACGCCUAUAGCUGCCCCGUGGCGCAAAGAGAGUUCCUGUCAGAGGCAGCCUCCCUCUUUAACUCCGGCUAUCACUCUGGCUCCGAGAGAGUUUAUGGCGACCGCAGCGUCCAACCACUACAGCGUCCUCAGCACCCCCAGCAGCGCGCCGCCGCCGCCGCCGCACUCGGAGUCCGGGAGCAUGCAGCAGGCGGCAGCGUACAGGGACGCGCACACCCUGCUCCAGAACGACUACGGCACGCUACCGGGCGGUGGGCAUCCGCUCAGCCACGCGCACCAGUGGAUAACGGCGCUCUCUCACGGUGACAGCGGGGCGCCGUGGCCGUCCAGUCCCCUCCGAGAGCAGGACGUGAAGCCCGUACUGCAUGACAGUGACCGAGAGGAGCUGCAGAACUCCAGCAGCCUGCAGCAGCAGCAGCAACAGCGACACCCUCACCUAGCGCACCAGCAGGCGCAUCACGACGCCAGAGCAUGGCGAACCAGCACGGCCACGACGCACAUCACCGGCAUGGCGACAUCUGAGGGACAGAGCCUGGUGUAUUCCCAGUCCGGCUUCGCUCUGAUGCCAGGGGGAGAGCAGGGGGGGAUGCACCACCACCCUCUGCGGGACGAGGACCACCACAGCCACAGCCCGCACCUCAGUGAGCACGGGGGCGGCCCCGGGGCCCACCACCACCAGCACCAGCAGCACGGGGGCCACCAGGACCAGUCGGACGAGGACACGCCAACCUCGGAUGAGCUGGAGCAGUUCGCCAAGCAGUUCAAGCAGCGGCGGAUCAAGCUGGGCUUCACGCAGGCGGACGUGGGGCUGGCCCUGGGGACGCUCUACGGGAACGUGUUCUCUCAGACCACCAUCUGCAGGUUCGAGGCGCUGCAGCUCAGCUUCAAGAACAUGUGCAAACUCAAGCCGCUGCUGAACAAGUGGCUGGAGGAGGCGGACUCCACGUCGGGGAGUCCCACCAGCCUAGAUAAGAUCGCGGCGCAGGGGAGGAAAAGGAAAAAGCGGACCUCCAUCGAGGUGGGCGUCAAGGGCGCUCUGGAGAGCCAUUUUCUGAAAUGCCCCAAGCCGGGAGCGGCGGAGAUCAACUCCCUGGCGGACAGCCUGCAGCUGGAGAAGGAGGUGGUGAGGGUCUGGUUCUGUAACCGGCGGCAGAAGGAGAAGAGGAUGACCCCCGCUGGGGGACAGAUAUCAGGAGGGGAGGACAUGUACGGGGACACCCCUCCUCACCACGGAGGACAGACUCCUGUGCAGUGACCCCUGUCCAGUAUUUUCUUCUUUUUUUCCCCCCCUCUUACUAUUAUUAUUAUUUUGGGGAGAAAACACGAACCUCUGCAGGAGGAAGCUUCUUAUUUGUUAAAAUACUCAAUGCUGGAACUGGACCUCGGCCAGUUUUAAGUGUUGGACGGACGCAGGGAUGCAGAGUGGCACCCCGGUGCUAAAAACACUCAGAGCAGAGAUGUGUAGAAUGGCUUCAUGCCAGGCACAUUGAGCUGGUGUGUGCUAACCAAAAUAGGGAAGAGGAGAGGAAGGGGAAAAAAAAAAA